Messenger RNA from Spizellomyces punctatus DAOM BR117, 2487 nucleotides. RefSeq lists its product as uncharacterized. Gene Ontology annotation, molecular function: microtubule motor activity; microtubule binding; ATP binding. Bases 1 to 2346 code for a protein of 781 amino acids. Gene Ontology annotation, biological process: microtubule-based movement. The transcript has 5 exons. Lineage: Eukaryota; Fungi; Chytridiomycota; Chytridiomycetes; Spizellomycetales; Spizellomycetaceae. The record is from RefSeq and is a predicted model, not a curated record.
AUGUCAGCCCCUAAGCCUUCCACCGAAAAUGUUAUUGUCGUCAUUCGUUGCCGGCCCUUUUCAGAAAGAGAACGGCAAGCAGGUCACAAAAAAGUGGUGAAAAUUGAUCCCCAAACCGCUUCCAUUUCACUCACAAAUCCCAAGACCGAAUCCGAUAUCAAGAACUUUACUUUUGAUGCGGCCUUUGAUGAAGAUUCACGACAGGUGGAAGUGUAUGAUGCUACUGCGAGAAUUAUCGUUGAUGCGGUUUUGGGUGGUUUCAAUGGGACCGUUUUCUGCUAUGGUCAGACUGGAACUGGAAAGACGUUUUCCAUGCAGGGCAUAAGUGAUGUUCCAGAUCUCCGUGGUAUCAUCCCCCAAGCCUUCCAUCACAUCUUUGACCACAUCUCGCACCGCUCUACCGAAAAGAAGUUUUUAGUACGCGUAUCGUUUCUUGAAAUUUAUAACGAAGAAAUCAAAGAUCUGCUGGUAAAGCAAACCAAGGGACAGAAAGUCAGUGGUUUGGAUCUAAAAGAACACCCGGAAACAGGGGUGUACGUAAAGGACUUGAGCGCUCAUGUUGUGAAAAGUGUUCCAGAAAUGGAGGAUCUCAUGACAAUUGGAAAUAAGAAUCGAUCUGUAGGCGCAACCUUAAUGAACGAGAAUUCAUCUCGCUCACAUUCAAUAUUCACGAUCACGGUCGAGAGUGCUGAACCGGGAGAGGACGGAAAAGAUCGGAUUGUGGCUGGCAAGUUACAUCUAGUGGAUCUAGCCGGGAGUGAGAGGCAGAGCAAAACUGGAGCGAGUGGGGAUAGGUUGAAGGAGGCGACAAAAAUUAACUUGAGUUUGAGUGCAUUGGGAAAUUGCAUCAGCGCGUUGGUAGAUGGAAAGAGCUCCCAUGUUCCUUACAGAGAUUCGAAACUUACGAGACUGCUUCAGGACUCUCUCGGAGGCAACGCUAAAACAUUAAUGAUAGCAACUCUCUCACCCGCUUCAUACAACUACGAUGAAACUCUCUCAACUCUCCGAUACGCCAACCGCGCCAAAUCCAUCAAGAACAAGCCAAAGAUCAAUGAAGACCCGAAGGAUGCCAUGUUGCGUCAGUACCAGGAGGAAAUUGAAAAAUUGAAGCUGGCGCUUGCUGCCAGGCAAAAAGGAGCGGGCGCGGAGGGCGCAGGCGUACCUCAAGUUAUUACCAAAAUUGUUAAAAAGAGAGUUGUUAAAAAGGUACCCAAGUUAGUGCCCAAAAUCAGCGAACGGAAAGGAGUGGAUGAAUUCGGCAAGCAAGAAUCUGACGCGGUUGGAAUAUGUAUCUUUGCUCAUAAUCCCCUUUCGAACCUCGACCCUGAGACCAUCACACGCCUCCAAGCUCAGGUUGAAGCAGAAAAACGAGCCCUGCUAGUGUCCAAAGACAUUCUCACAUCAGAGAAGAAUCGCAUAGCAGCUGAGCUGGAGAAAAGAGCUCAAGAGCUCGAAACAGAGCGCACCAUGCGUGAGACACUCUCGCAAAAGCUCAAAUCACUAGAAACGCAACUGAUCAUUGGCGGAGGAGACAUUGGAGGUUUUCUGCAGCACGUGGAGCACCAAGAGCGGCAACUGGAAGAAACGGCCACCAAGCUUGAACAGCAACUCCAUCGUGAACGGAUCCUAGAAGAACAAUUGGAGGCUCGGCAAGAAGUUCAACUUCAAAUGGAGGAACACUAUGCCUCUCUCCAAGAGGAGGUAGACAUUAAAACCAAAAAACUGGCAAAGCUCUUUGCUAAACUUCAGGCGGCAAAGACCGAAAUCUCCGACCUAGAAGACGAAUUUCGCGCUGAGCGUGAAGAUUUUAUUGAUACCAUUCGUGAAUUAUCCCGAGAAUUGGGAUUAAAAACAGCAAUAAUCGAAAACUUUGUUCCCGUUGAAGAGAAAAUAAAGAUCGAGCGACGCGCUAUAUAUGACGAGGAGAGCGAUGAAUGGGUUUUAGAACCGUUCAGAGAUCGAAAUCUGGAUAGGCGAAUCCCAAGACCGUGUAGUUUAGGUGCAGGUGUCGUGAAGAGGCCUCUGUGUAGAUAUGCGAGAAUGAUGAUCAGUUUAGGCAUCGAGAGCAUCAGAUAUCGACCCGAUAAUAUCGUAACAUUACCGCUUGAUAUGCCAGAACACGCAAGCAUCAACAACUCGGUACCUCGCCAACAUCCCACAGCAUCCCAAACGCUGAAAGGUGCCCUCGACUACGUGCUGGCCGCUGACGACGGCGAAGAAAUCUUGGUGGCUGAUACGGAGGUACCCGACUAUGGGAUACGACAACGAGCGAGGGCUGGUGCAUCGAUGCAUUCCAAGCGCAAGGAUGGCAGUGACGGGCGGAGAUCGGGAAAGGUGGCAAAAUAGAAUUAGUUACGUGGAUGCACAGGGCAUGUAUUUACUUUUGUUAGAGGGCUGGGCCAUGUAAGAUGACUUGGACGGUGUUGCCGUCAUUGUGCUUAAUUGAUGUGAUAAAUACAAGAAAAGAAUCACUAAAUUACAACUCCC